Molecule: messenger RNA, 6190 nt
Organism: Brassica rapa (field mustard)
Lineage: Eukaryota; Viridiplantae; Streptophyta; Magnoliopsida; Brassicales; Brassicaceae
Product: ABC transporter C family member 3
Biological process (GO): transmembrane transport
Cellular component (GO): membrane
Molecular function (GO): ATP binding; ABC-type transporter activity; ATP hydrolysis activity
Source: RefSeq, a predicted model, not a curated record
AAAUUAAAAUGUAUGUAUAAGUAAAUAUUAAUAUUUGAAUAUAGGGUAUUUAAAAUAAUGAGAAACCUAAUUUUAAAAUUUCUCAAAGGAAAUACAUUAGCCUAGGUACUUUAUAUAUCCAAUAUAUUUUUUAUAUUACAUAAAAUUUUGAGAAAUCUUUAUGAGAUAUUUUCCUGUGGAAGAUGCUCUUAUAUGAUUAAACUAUGGACUUGGUGGUAUCUUUGGUCACUGACCAUGUAAUAAAUGUCAUUAUUAAUAGGAAAGGAAAACAUAUAUUUGAUUAAUAUUGUGAGACAAAGACUAGUAGUCAUUGACUGACAAAACACAGAGACUUUUCUACUUACGUGCAGCCCAAUCUUCUAGGUAUCUCUUUGGUUUUCUCCCCAAGAAAUUUGUGCACUUAGCACUAUAUGAGACAAGUUCCCAAAUAUUCUAAACUUUUAAUAAAGUGUUGGACUAACUUGUGGUGACUAUUGAAUAAUAAAGUCUACAAAAUAAUCGAUCUAAUAACUUUAUUUUUAAAGUAUAGUAUGAUACUUUAAAAUUUGGUCAAAAAAGUAUUAUACUUUUGUAAACUGUUUCACUUUUUUCUUUUGUCGAGUUACAUUAAAGAGGAUGAUAAUUCGUUUUACAUGAAAAUUGGGGAAAAAAUAUAUGUCAAAUGUUAAUUAUUCUGUAAAAAACUUACUUUUUUGUUCAUCUUAUUCUUCCCUUUUACAGAUCAAGAACUCUAGUUUGUACACAAUGAUUACCAUAUGUGUAAUGAUACCGAUUGGCGAUUGUUAGUACUGUGUUAUUAUCAGUGCGUCAGAAUUCUAACUAAAAACAUAUAUUUAAAUGCGACAUAAGAAGGCGAACCAAACAUAGUACAUGACAGAUGAAGAACAUUGAAGCUUGAAUCAUAAAAUUUACAACCACAUGAAGGACAACUUCAUUUACAAAAUAAGCAAAACGUACGUGUCACACAAAUAUAGCAAAGUAGUUGAAAAGUCAACAUAAUAGUUCUGUAAAAAAUGGCUCUAUCCCUCUAAGUGGAUUAUUAGGUAAAUCAUAAAGUAAUUAUCAGGUAAAUAGUAAUCAAUUAACAAAAUUUGUUUACUUCUUUAAGUUCCGUAUAUCAAUACUUUGGAAACAAAUCAUGUCACGUUAUUAAAAUAAGAAAAAAGAAUUUUUUUAACAAAAAAGAUAGAAAAUAAACAAAACAGAACAUCCUGUUUUAGGCAAACAAUUGCAACAAGAGUUGAUUAUUCAAACAUGUGAAUGACUUUAAAUACAAAUAAAAUGUGAAAGUUUAUAAUAAUAAAGAUCCGUGAAAAGCGAUGAAAUAAAAGAAAGAAGAACCCUUUUCGCCACCAAAGUGGCCGUAUCCUCUCCUCUCUAGUGGGGUUUGAGAAAGAGAGGAACGCUUUGUCUUCCUUUCUUCGUAGUUUCUUCUUGAGCGUGCUCUCCAAGCUUUACUGUCUACAUCAGCUCUUGUAUAAGUACUUACUCCUUCGUUGAAACCAAAUCAUUUGAAAACAGAGGAAAUAAACAGAGAGAGAGAGAGAGAAGAGCAAAGCUAUGGACUUUCUUAAUUCCACGAAGGCUAAUGGUAUGUUGACGUUGUUGGAGUUUAGGUCUCUUCUUCUGGAACCUAUUUUCGUUAGAUGCGUCUCUGGUUUGUUGCACGCGGUUUUGUUGCUGGUUCUGUUUUGUUCAUGGGUUAGGGGAAGAAACAAUGGGUUUGGUUCUGUUACGGAGAGGUUAAAAGAUAGAAGAGGGUUCGGGUUUAAGUCGGUUCUGUUUUGUAGUUUAGUUCUGUCUCUACUUAACCUCGUGUUGACGUCCUUGAGUGGUUUCUACUGGUACGAGAGUGAUUGGUUAGAUGAAGAGCAGCUAGUGUCUCUCCUCAUGUUUCUAUUACAAACGGUUUCUUGGGGAGGUUUGUCUGUUUCCUUGCAUCGCUGCAGCGAUUAUGAGAUGAGAAAGUCUCCACUUUUGCUUAGGAUCUGGUUAGCUUUCUAUCUCGCGGUUUCUAGCUACUCUCUUGUGGUGGUAGACAAGAGACAAGUUCAUCUUCUAGUGUACGACAUAGUUUCUUUCAGUAGCGCUUUGCUUCUCUGCUAUGUAGCUUUCUUCAAGAAAGCCAGAGGAGGCAACAACAACAACAACAGCAAUGGAGUUUUGGAAGAGCCUCUCUUGAAUGGAGCUUCAACCGUUGGUGGUGGUGGGGGGAGUGAUGAGGCUACUCCUUACUCUAGAGCUGGUCUUCUCAGUCUCUUGACUUUCUCUUGGAUGGGUCCAUUGAUAGAGAUCGGAAACAAGAAGCCCCUUGAUCUUGAAGACGUGCCUCAGCUUCAUGAUAGCGACAGUGUAGUUGGGUUAGCUCCUAAGUUCAGGACUAUGCUUGAAUCAUCAUCAUCAGAUGGUGGUGGUGGUGGUGGUGGUGUGACAACGUUCAAGCUCAUGAAAGCGUUGUUCUUUUCAGCUCAGUGGGAGAUUCUAGUGACUGCCUUCUUUGCUUUCAUCUACACGGUGGCGUCAUACGUUGGACCAGCGCUCAUCGACACGUUCGUCCAAUACCUCAACGGACGUAGACAGUACAACAACGAAGGCUAUGUGCUGGUCAUCACUUUCUUUCUCGCUAAGCUUGUGGAGUGUCUCUCGCAGAGACAUUGGUUCUUUAGGCUGCAGAAGGUUGGUAUCAGGAUGAGAUCUUCCUUGGUGGCGAUGAUAUACGAGAAGGGUCUGACUCUUUCAUGCCAUUCGAAGCAAGGACGCACAAGCGGUGAGAUUAUAAACUUCAUGACUGUGGAUGCUGAGAGGAUUGGUAAUUUUAGUUGGUACAUGCAUGAUCCAUGGAUGGUUUUGUUACAAGUCGGUCUAGCUCUUUGGAUAUUGUAUAGGAACCUUGGAUUAGCUUCGAUAGCAGCUUUGAUUGCUACCAUUCUAGUAAUGCUUGUGAACUUCCCUUUUGGGAGGAUGCAAGAGAGGUUUCAGGAGAAGCUAAUGGAAGCUAAGGACAACAGGAUGAAGUCAACAUCUGAGAUAUUGAGGAACAUGAGGAUACUCAAACUUCAAGGAUGGGAGAUGAAGUUUCUGUCAAAGAUAUUUGAUCUGCGGAAGUCUGAGGAAGGUUGGUUGAAGAAGUAUGUGUAUAACUCAGCUGUUAUAAGCUUUGUCUUCUGGGGAGCUCCUACUUUGGUCUCAGUGUCCACCUUUGGUGCUUGUAUACUUCUUGGGAUUCCACUUGAGUCUGGUAAGAUACUCUCAGCGCUUGCAACGUUCAGGAUCUUGCAAGAGCCAAUCUACAAUCUUCCAGACACUAUCUCCAUGGUUGUGCAGACCAAAGUCUCUCUUGAUAGGAUUGCGUCUUAUCUCUGCCUAGACAACUUGCAGCCUGAUGUUGUGGAGACGCUUCCUCAAGGAGGUUCAGACAUAGCUGUGGAAGUGAGCAACAGCACUUUAUCUUGGGAUGUUUCUUCUGAAAGCCCAACUCUAAAAGACAUCAGCUUCAAGGUCUUUCCUGGGAUGAAGGUUGCAGUUUGUGGUACUGUUGGCUCUGGGAAGUCAAGUUUGCUUUCAUCUAUACUUGGUGAAGUACCAAAGGUAUCUGGAAGUCUUAAGGUUUGUGGGACAAAGGCCUACGUGGCACAAUCUCCUUGGAUUCAGAGUGGUAAAAUUGAGGACAACAUCUUGUUUGGUAAGCCUAUGGAAAGAGAGAGGUAUGAGAAGGUGCUUGAAGCAUGCUCUUUGAGUAAGGACCUGGAGAUACUCUCAUUUGGUGAUCAGACUGUUAUAGGAGAGCGUGGGAUCAAUCUGAGUGGUGGACAGAAGCAAAGGAUACAGAUUGCACGUGCUCUAUACCAAGAUGCAGAUAUCUACCUGUUUGAUGAUCCUUUUAGUGCUGUGGAUGCUCACACAGGGUCACAUCUCUUUAAGGAAGUUUUGCUGGGGCUUUUGUCUUCAAAAUCAGUUAUUUAUGUAACUCAUCAAGUUGAGUUCUUACCUGCUGCUGAUCUUAUACUGGUCAUGAAAGAUGGAAGGAUCAGCCAAGCUGGAAAAUACAAUGACAUCCUCAGCUCUGGAACUGAUUUCAUGGAGCUUAUAGGUGCUCAUCAGGAAGCUCUUGCAGUAGUUGGCUCUGUUGAUGCUAGUUCUGUCUCUGAGAAACCAGCUUUAGGCGGCCAAGAAGAUGCUAUUGGUCUUGAUGGGAAACAAGAAAGUCAAGAUGUGAAGAACGAUAAGCCAGACACUGAGGAGACCAAAAGACAACUUGUGCAAGAGGAAGAGAGGGAGAAAGGUAGCGUUGCUUUGGAUGUAUACUGGAAAUAUAUCACACUAGCCUAUGGAGGAGCUCUUGUGCCUUUCAUAGUGUUGGCACAAGUUCUGUUUCAGCUUCUACAGAUUGGAAGCAACUACUGGAUGGCUUGGGCUACUCCUGUCUCUAAGGACGUAGAAGCUCCUGUGAACAUCUCAACGUUGAUGAUUGUGUAUGUUGCUUUAGCCGUUGGAAGUUCCCUCUGCAUUCUCGUUAGAGCUACACUUCUUGUCACCGCUGGUUACAAGACUGCCACUGAACUGUUUCAUAAGAUGCACCACUGCAUCUUCCGCUCGCCCAUGUCUUUCUUUGAUUCCACUCCAAGUGGAAGAAUCAUGAAUAGAGCUUCUACAGACCAGUCUGCAGUGGAUUUGGACAUACCAUAUCAGUUCGGAUCAGUUGCUAUCACAGUUAUUCAGCUUAUAGGAAUCAUUGGAGUGAUGUCUCAAGUUUCUUGGCUUGUCUUUCUUGUCUUCAUCCCUGUGGUUGCUGCCUCCAUAUGGUAUCAGAGAUAUUACAUAGCUGCAGCAAGAGAACUCUCACGUUUAGUUGGAGUAUGCAAAGCCCCACUGAUUCAGCACUUUGCUGAAACCAUCUCAGGGUCAACAACCAUCAGGAGUUUCAAUCAAGAAUCAAGAUUCCGUGGCGACAACAUGAGGCUUAGUGAUGGAUACUCUAGGCCCAAAUUCUAUUCAGCUGGAGCAAUGGAAUGGCUUUGCUUCCGCCUUGAUAUGUUAUCUUCGCUCACAUUUGCAUUCUCACUUGUUUUCUUGAUAUCUAUACCUACUGGAGUGAUUGAUCCAAGCCUCGCGGGAUUAGCGGUGACUUAUGGACUCAGUUUGAAUACCCUGCAAGCUUGGCUUAUCUGGACUCUCUGUAAUCUUGAGAACAAGAUCAUAUCUGUAGAGAGGAUUCUUCAGUAUGCAAGUGUUCCUAGUGAACCACCUCUUGUGAUAGAAUCAAACCGGCCUGAGCAGUCAUGGCCUUCACGUGGAGAAGUGGACAUCCAUGAUCUUCAGGUUCGGUAUGCUCCACAUAUGCCACUAGUGUUGAGAGGAAUAACAUGCACAUUCAAAGGAGGGUUAAGAACAGGUAUUGUUGGAAGGACAGGAAGCGGGAAAUCGACUUUGAUUCAAACCCUUUUCCGAAUUGUUGAGCCUUCAGCAGGAGAAAUAAAGAUAGAUGGAGUGAAUAUAUUGAACAUUGGGUUGCAUGACUUGCGUUUGAGACUUAGUAUUAUACCUCAAGAUCCAACCAUGUUUGAAGGGACUGUGAGAAGUAACUUGGACCCUCUUGAAGAGUACACUGAUGAUCAAAUCUGGGAGGCUCUUGACAAGUGCCAACUAGGUGACGAGGUGAGGAAGAAGGAUCUAAAGCUGGACUCGUCAGUGAGUGAGAAUGGAGAGAACUGGAGCAUGGGUCAGAGACAGCUUGUUUGUCUUGGCAGAGUUCUUCUAAAGAGAAGCAAGAUCUUGGUUCUUGAUGAAGCUACUGCUUCGGUUGACACUGCAACUGAUAAUCUCAUCCAGAAAACGUUGAGAGAACACUUUUCAGAUUGUACAGUGAUAACCAUUGCACACAGGAUAUCUUCGGUUAUUGACAGUGACAUGGUUCUGCUACUUAGCAAUGGGAUCAUUGAGGAGUAUGAUUCGCCAGUGAAGUUGCUGGAGAAUAAGUCUUCAUCUUUUGCUAAACUUGUGGCUGAGUACACUGCAAGAUCUAGUUCCAGUUUUGAUUAAACCUCUAGUUUCUUGGUGAUAUGAUGACGAUGAAAAAACACUUACAAUAGUUUUGUUUUUAGUUAUAUCUUGUAAUGUUUUAAGCCAAAUAAUCGAUGAAUCUGCAUCGUUACUUCAAAUUUAUGCAAAUAAUAAUGUUUCAUUCUUCUCA